GCUUUCCAGCCAAAGUAACCCGGAAAUUCAAGAAUAAUAAGAUCAAUAUUCAUUCAAUUUCAAUAUCAACAUUUAAGCUGAAUAUUUAUUGCGACAAUGCAAUCAUGAGUUCAUGAGUACUAAAGCGGCAUGAAAAUAAGUGUAAAGUUGAUAUAGACAUGCACUUUUCGUAUGAUAAGAAACAACCACCUAUCUCGCUAUAUCUUGCAUCGUGCAUAUAGUGUGUAUAUAUAUAUAUAUAUAUAUAUAUACCUAUAUGAUUCCAACCGGACGUCAGCUGUCUCUGCAUGUCUGUAUAUAUAGAUAGAGGUCAAUGGAGCGACACAGCGUUCGUUAACGAAUUGUUGCUUUCAUUUAAUUAUUUCAAUUGGUAUACCUAAAGGUUGAGUUUAUUCAUAAAAAUAUUUAAAAUGAGUUCCGCUCCACCAGCACCAGGAGCUACCGCUGCUGCUGCUGCUGCUGCAUCGGCUCCAAAGCCAAAUCCUAUACCACCGCAAAUACAAGAGUUUAGCAUCCGAGUUCCAAAAAAUAAUAAAAAGAAGCACAAUGUAAUGAGAUUUAAUGCAGUACUAAAAGUCGACUUUAAGGAGUGGAAGAAUGUAAAAUUAGAAAGAGAAAAUAACAUGAAAGACUUUAGAGGGGCAGACGAGGAAAUGCCCAAGUUUGGAGCUGGUUCAGAGUUUGGUAGAGAUGCCAGAGAAGAGGCAAGGAGGAAAAAGUUUGGUAUCACUAGUAGAAAAUACAAACCGGAUGAUCAGCCUUGGAUACUUAAAGCCAAUGGAAAAACUGGAAAAAAGUUCAAGGGUAUUCGAGAGGGUGGCAUCAGUGAGAAUGCAGCUUAUUACGUCUUUACUCAUGCUCCUGAUGGAGCUAUUGAGGCAUUUCCUCUGCAUGAAUGGUACAACUUCCAGCCUAUACAAAGGUACAAAGCUCUCAGUGCUGAAGAGGCAGAAAUAGAAUUCAGUCGACGAAAUAAGGUGAUGAAUUUCUUCUCGCUCAUGUUGAGAAAAAGAUUACGCAAUGAUGAAGAGGGUGGUGAAGAUGGUGAAUUAUUAGAAGGAGAAAAGGGAAAGAAACCAAGCAAGAGUCAGAAAGACUUGAAAAUUUCGGAAAUGGACGACUGGAUGGAUAGCGAUGACGAUGAUGAUUCGGAUAGUGACGAUAAGGAAGAAAAAAAGAAAUCUGACGAUGAAGACGAUAAAAAAAAGAAGAAGAAAGGUGCUGCCAAAAAAAAGAAGAAAAAAAAUGCGUCUGACGAUGAGGCUUUUGAAGAGAGCGAUGACGGAGACGAGGAAGGAAGGGAAUGCGAUUACAUAUCUGAUUCAUCUGCCUCUGAAUCCGAGCUCGAGUCUCAAAAGGAAAUAAAAUCUGUCGCAGAAGAGGAUGCUCUAAGAAAAUUACUAGCAUCUGAUGAAGAAGACGAGGACGAAGAAGAGAAGGAAAAGAAGGAUGACGCUGAGAAAUCUGACGAAGCAGAUGGCGAUAAGGACGACAAAGACAAGGACAAACCAGGCAAGAGCAAUGAGAAGAAGAGCAAAGAUAAGAAUGCUAAAAAAGGAAAAAAGAAAGACGGCACUGACUCUUCUACCGAUGCCGAGUCCGGGCCCGAUCAGAAGCCAGCGAGCACACAAAGUUCCAGAUCAGCCACACCAACGAUCGCUAACGCUGGUCCAUCUGAGUCACGGAAGAGACCUUUGAACAGUUCGCCAGAUCCUUUGACGUCAAAAAAGAUAAAAAUGGAAAGUAACUACAUACCGUCUUCGUACAUUGCCGGAGCAAACGAAUCGGGAAUAACAGAAGAUGCAGUCAGGCGCUACUUGAUGCGCAAGCCAAUGACAACAACGGAGCUUCUGCAGAAGUUCAAAUCCAAAAAGACUGGCCUUUCGACCGAGCAAAUAGUACCUAUAAUGACGAAGAUUUUAAAGAACAUAAACCCUAUCAGUCAGAAGAUCAAGGGCAAGAUGUACUUAUCUAUCAAGGCGCAGCAUUAGUAGUCGCAUGGAGAUGCCGCUGAAGCGUUAGUUUCGUAUACUGCGUUUCCAAGAAGACAAUUUGUAAAAAUGUUGAUCGUUAAAAGACUGUACAUUUUUUUGUAUUAUUUUCAAAAGCCAAAUCUACGUAACUCAACGUUAAAAAGGUGUAACUAUAAGUAGCGAUGAAUUUAUGAUUGAAGAUAAAUUCUAUGUUUGCAAGGACAGUUUGUAAAGCGCUUUUAUAAAUUGUACAAUUCUUGUACGAUUCUUGUAAAAAAUAAUCAUGUUGAUUUCUAUUCCUUUAAAGACACUAUUAGUCAAAUAAAGCACUUAAAAAGAA
Nasonia vitripennis (jewel wasp) is the source of this 2313-nucleotide messenger RNA. It is a transcript of the gene TfIIFalpha, whose product is annotated as general transcription factor IIF subunit 1. Gene Ontology annotation, molecular function: RNA polymerase II general transcription initiation factor activity; TFIIF-class transcription factor complex binding; DNA binding. The transcript has 5 exons. The coding region runs from base 411 to 1991 and encodes 526 amino acids. Lineage: Eukaryota; Metazoa; Arthropoda; Insecta; Hymenoptera; Pteromalidae. Gene Ontology annotation, biological process: transcription initiation at RNA polymerase II promoter; positive regulation of transcription elongation by RNA polymerase II. The record is from RefSeq and is a predicted model, not a curated record. Gene Ontology annotation, cellular component: transcription factor TFIIF complex; nucleus.